Trypanosoma cruzi is the source of this 1095-nucleotide messenger RNA. RefSeq names its product mucin-associated surface protein (MASP), putative. The coding region runs from base 1 to 1095 and encodes 364 amino acids. NCBI's taxonomy places the organism in Eukaryota, Euglenozoa, Kinetoplastea, Trypanosomatida, Trypanosomatidae. The record is from RefSeq and is a predicted model, not a curated record. The transcript has a single exon.
AUGGCGAUGAUGAUGACUGGCCGUGUGCUGCUGGUGUGUGCCCUCUGCGUGCUGUGGUGCGUUGCCGGCGGUGUUUAUGCGAGGGACGUUGACACCAACGCACUGGGUGGCUGCAUGGCGUCGGGAGUGUUGGGUGAGAAUGGAUUCCACAUGCCUGACGGAUGCAAUAAAACUGCGUUUACGGUGCCUUUGCGGUCAGUAUUGCCCAUUACUGCCGUCGAAGCCUCGACUGGAGGUGGUUCUGUUGAAACACGGAACAGGUCGAAUUCAAGUGGGACUUCCAACGCUGGUGCUUCUAAUGGUUCUGUCUCUGCUGGUGGACCUGGUCCUGGUGGUGUUGCUGGAGGUUCUGCUGCUUCUUCUGGUGAUUCUUCUGGAGCUGUUGCUCCUCCUGGUGCUUCUGCUGGUUCUUCUCCUGAUGGUGGUUCCGGCGGUGGAGUCAGUUCUGGUUCUGGAGGAAGCAGUGGAACUCCUACUGGAGAUCAAGGCACCGGUGACGUUUCUUCUGCUGGUGGAGGCGGUGGAGGCGGUUCUGGUGAUGGUUCUACUGGCGGUGAUGGCACCGGCAGCGUUUCUUCUGCUCCUGCAGCUGCUCCCGCUCCUCCUCCUGUUUCUCCUGCUGGUCCGGCUGUUGCUCUUCCUUCAGAUGCUCCUCCUGGUGUUGAUCCUCCUGCUGGCAGCAGUGAUGGUAAAGCGGGGUCCCCAGGCAGUAAUUUAUCUGACACAACAGGGGACUCUCAAACAGGAAAUCAGACGCCUGCUGCAGCAGCGGCUCACAACUCCUCGCCUCCCGAAGGACCGGCAGGGACGACAUCCGGCACUGGACACAAAGGACAGGAAAAAAAAGAAGAGGAAGAGGAAAAUGAAAUGCAGCAGCAAAGUGAUGAAACACAAGUCCAACAACACCAACGGCAUGAACACCCCGCGGAAAGUGGCGAAGAAUCCGCGAAAGAUAAAAACGCCCUUCGUACAAAUGCCACCGCAAAUACAGGCGACAGUGACGGCAGCACCGCGGCCUCCCACGCCACCUCCUCCCUUUUGCCUCUUCUUCUUGUUGUUGCGUGUGCGGCUGCUGCUGCGGUUGUGGCCGCGUGA